Sycon ciliatum is the source of this 888-nucleotide messenger RNA. RefSeq lists its product as uncharacterized. The transcript has 6 exons. Bases 1 to 888 code for a protein of 295 amino acids. The record is from RefSeq and is a predicted model, not a curated record. NCBI's taxonomy places the organism in Eukaryota, Metazoa, Porifera, Calcarea, Leucosolenida, Sycettidae.
AUGACGAGUGCCAGUGGAACCGCGCUGCUCCGCUGCAUGCAGCCAAGUGCCGCGGAGCCGCAGUGGAACCCGGCCCUAAUACGAGUGCUUGACCCGGUCAUUUUUCCUACUAGUGAUGGUGCUGUUGCUGGUGAUGGCGAUGAUCCCGCAACUGUUGCUGGUAUUGCUGCUACUGCUGCUGGUAUUGCUGCUACUGUUGCUGCUACUAUUGCUGCUACUGUUGCUGGUGGUGAUGGUGCUGGUGAUGGUCCCGCAACUGUUGCUACUGCUGCUACUGUUGCUGCUGGUGAUGGUGCUUGUCCGGUUGUUACUGCUGCUGAUAUGCUUGUGUUAUCGAAUCAACAGCAGAGCGGUCGUGCUGUUAUUUCUGCAGCUGUGGAGCAGAUGAAUGUGACUACUACAAGGGCAGGAAUAGACACCGCUGCUCAGGUUCUCCCCCGGCCAUACCUCAGUCUUGGGGUAACAGUCCUAGGUGAUCUGAAUCCUGGCGACCUCUUGUUGUGUCCUGGACGCCGUGGUACAGCGUUCUUGUCUUCACUCUCCGUUGCUACUCCAGGCCCACGUGACCCUCGUGGCAGUGGCUCGAUAGGAAAGGACAGACGAGUGCUCGACCCGGUCAUUUUUCCUACUAGUGAUGGUGAUGGUCCCGUAACUGUUGCUACUGCUGCUGGUAUUGCUGCUACUGUUGCUGCUACUGUUGCUGCUACUCUUGCUGCUACUGUUGCUGCUGGUGGUGCUGCUUUUGCUGCUGCUGUUGCUGUCGCUGUUUUUGCUGCUGCUGUUGCUUUGCUGCUGUUGCUUCUCGCUGCUGUUGCUCUCGCUGUUGUGGCUGCUGCUGCUGUUGCUGCUGCUCCUGUAGCUGUUGCUGCUGCUAUCUCUGCCUCCUAA